Lolium perenne is the source of this 2115-nucleotide messenger RNA. RefSeq names its product quinone-oxidoreductase QR1, chloroplastic. Gene Ontology annotation, molecular function: oxidoreductase activity. Lineage: Eukaryota; Viridiplantae; Streptophyta; Magnoliopsida; Poales; Poaceae. The record is from RefSeq and is a predicted model, not a curated record.
ACCUUCGAUCGUUUCUACCGGCGCCGUGUACAAGUACGUCCGCGCACCCGCAACAUUGACAAUCAUCACGGCACUUGGACACUUCCAUUACCGGAGAUAGAUAAUCUGUAGCCGGCAGCAGCACCUACUCUCGCAUGUCUUCACCAUCUUCUUCGAGGAUAAUGAGGGCCGUACAGUACCACAAAUACGGCGGAGGAGCCGAGGGCCUCAAGCACGUGGAGGUGCCGGUGCCGUCUCCGAAGAAAGGCGAGCUGCUGGUUCGGGUGGAGGCCGCCAGCAUCAACCCGCUGGACUGGAGGUUCCAGAAGGGCGUCGGGCGGCCCUUCCUGCCCAGCAAGUUCCCCUUCACCCCGGUCUGCGAGCUCGCUGGCGAGGUAGUGGAGUUGGGCGCUGGGGUGAGCAGCUUCAGGCCAGGCGACAAGAUCAUCGCCGUCAACUUCCCGGGUAGCGGCGGCCUGGCCGAGUACGCCGUGGUGUCAGCAUCGAAUGCGGCGUUGAGGCCGCCGGAAGUGUCGGCAGUUGAAGGCGCGUGCAUUCCUAUCGCGGCAGCCACCGCGCUCAUGGCGCUCAGGACGGCCGGGGUCGGCCUCGACGCCGGCGACGGCCCCGCCAAGAACGUGCUGGUCACCGCGGCCUCCGGCGGCGUCGGCACAUUCGCCGUGCAGCUGGCUAGCCUCGCGGGACACCACCACGUCACGGCUACCUGUGGCGCGCGCAACCUGGACCUCGUUCGGGGACUCGGCGCCGACGAGGCGCUAGACUACUGCACCUCGGAGGGCACCGCGCUGCGUGGGCCGUCCGGACGGAAGCACGAUGCGGUGGUGCACUGCGCGGAGGGGUUCCCGUGGUCGGCGUUCAAGCCGGCGCUGGCGGACGCCGGUGGCGUGGUGGUGGACCUCACCCCGCGCAUCGCGUCCGUCGCUGUCGCAGUGCUGCACUGGCUGUGCUUCUCGAAGAAGAGGCUUGUGCCGCUGAUCGUGUCGACGAAGAAGCAGGACAUGGACGCACUGCUGGGAUUGGUGGUGCAGGGGAAGAUCCGGGCGGUGGUCGACUCGCGUUACCCGCUAAGCAGGGCGCACGAGGGCUGGGCCAAGAGCAUGAGCGGCCAUGCCACCGGUAAGAUCAUCGUGGACAUGGUAGACGGGUAGUAAGAUAGCCAGACUUUGCCAUUUCUUUUCUGCCUCUGCUGCUGAUUUUGCCAUUUCUAGCCUGACUGAAAUAUAGCUAUUUGUAAGUAAAUCUUACAUUUUGAACAAUAAGAUUUGUGUGAAAGGUACAAAAAAAAUCAUGGGUUUCUACGUUGAGUGAGAAGUGACUACUUGUAAGUUGGGAUGGCUAUAGUGAUAUCUUCUUUGCAAAAACAAUGUCCUAUUCUCUUUUGUAGUGCAAAGUUUCCGCUACAAAAAAUGCUAUAAUCAUAUUCAUUACUGAGGAAAUUCCACAUCGCCACCCACCCUCCGGCUUCAAGAAAAGGAGUCAAUUCCGUGGUUAUUUUGAUCGCCUAUGAGCCUCUUUGAAGGAAAUGUUAGACCGGUGAGAGACAUCGUUGCUGCAAUUCGCAGAACCUUGGAAAAUUGGCGUCUACAAUAGUAGAAAACUAGCUAUAGGUGGUAUACCUUUUUGUGACGCACCAUUUAGAUUUUUCAUGUGCCACUAAAUAAGUUUUUGUGGCGCACCAGUAUUCAUGCGCAUGAGUUGAGAUGCGUCACAGAAUUCGAAGGUCGGGUUCCAGAAGUCUACGAGGAGUGGAAGGACUGUAAGAAACAUGUGGUCAAAUUCAGUGGUAACUGCUACAAAAGAUACGCGACAAGACAGGAGGUGGUUGCCAAGUGGAGGAACCACCAGUCGAACAAGAACAAGAUGAAGACCUUCGUCGUGUUCCCGCUCUUGCUCACCAUCGUCACGACUCUGCUCUAUUUCGCCCUAGUGUCGGCGGUAGUCGGUGACCACAUAAUUUGUAACUUAGAUGAUGAAAUUUGUACCAACUAAGACUUGUAUAAAAAUUUGGCAGUUGUCACUAUAUGUAUCGGGCUCCAAGUAAUGUGAUGACAUAGUAAUGUGUCUGUUUUCAUAUACCAUGUCCAAUGUAGUAUUAUUCUUUCUAUUAUGUCUGUA